Daphnia pulicaria is the source of this 2882-nucleotide messenger RNA. It is a transcript of the gene Ttc7, whose product is annotated as tetratricopeptide repeat protein 7B-like. Gene Ontology annotation, biological process: phosphatidylinositol phosphate biosynthetic process; protein localization to plasma membrane. The coding region runs from base 199 to 2793 and encodes 864 amino acids. Lineage: Eukaryota; Metazoa; Arthropoda; Branchiopoda; Diplostraca; Daphniidae. Gene Ontology annotation, molecular function: protein binding. The record is from RefSeq and is a predicted model, not a curated record. Gene Ontology annotation, cellular component: plasma membrane. The transcript is spliced from 12 exons.
GCUGCAGUCAAAGCAGACGGAUUUUAAAGAUAAAAACGGAGAAAAUCUCUGUCAGAGUUUGAACAUUGACACUAAUAAUAAUAAACGGACAGAAAUUGAUAUGAUAAAACAAUAGUUACGUGGUUAAUAAAGUAUACACAUCGGUUAAUGAGAUUUGGUUCACAACUAUUAGCUUGAGACAAUAACCCUCAGCCUGAAAUGACUAGCAAGAAAUCUACAGGAAAAUUAGAAAUAGAUGUGCAGAAACUACGAGAUGAAGGGAAUUGGAAAAAGUUAAUCGAAUUAACAGAAGGUGGAAAAAUUGGAAUUAAUGAUCAAUUGGGUAAUUUUCUACUCGGAGAAGCCAAACUGGAGCAAUAUCUAGAAGAACAUAUGCCAUAUGAUGCGUCCAGUGAUGCGAUUGCUGCAUCCAAAACUGGAUUGAGUGAAGCAAAGCAAUUUUUGACUCUAUCAGCGGGAAUAGAAGGAUCUAGGACGACAGGGUCUAUGGAUGCUCAACUGUUAUUGGCAAAAUUACAUUUUGCAUGUGGAGAAUACAAUGAAGCUUUGCAGUUCUUGUCUGAGGCAGGCCUGGAUCAGCUGACUGAGAAGCCUCUACCUGUCCGCAGUCUCAAAAUCAUUGCUGAAUCUUUUGCUGUGCAAGCAUUAGCUUUAGAAAAGAUUCCUGUUGGAACCUCAUUUGGGAAAACACCUGAAAGCAAAGAACAACAACUUCUCAAAAGUAUGGAAACAGCUGGUGACAUUGCACUGUUGUAUUUACAAGAGCAAGAUAAAUUACAGGGUCAAAGUAAUUGGAGUAUUGCAACAUCAGGAUCAAAUUCACCUCUACCCCCUUUAAAUGAACAGAGAAUAGGAAUGCUUCUUGAAACAGCAUUGCUUAGGGCUCCUUUGAUUCACAUCAAAGCUCAGAAGUGGAGUGAAGCGAUUGCCAGAUACCGCACCGUUUUACGCGCCAUGGAAUCAUCUGCAACUCAGACACUGCGUUUGACUUUUGCGAGACAAUUGGCAGAGGUUUUACUACGCAAAAUGUGCCAAGGAAAUUAUUGGGCUGUAAGCUCAGCAAAAGGUCCAAACAGUCACUGGAAAUCGAAAUACUACACUGGUUCUAGCCUAUUUUCGCCGCGCGAUGUAAACGAAGAAGUUUUUCUUCUUCUGCUCUUGAGCGAGGCUAUGGCGGUCCGAGAUGCGGUCUUGAGCCAAUCGCCCGAAUUUCGUGAUCUCCGCAAAGCCUCGAUGCGAAACGCAACCGUCGUGUACGAUUUGUUAAUCGUUUGUUGCAUUCAGCACGGGCAGACUGCCAUGCUGUGCGAGUCGCUGGAGCGAGCUUUGAAAUUCUCCUUCGAGGAUGCGCAUAUUUGGUCGCAAUUUUCCUAUUCACUAAUUGCUGCAGGGAAAUUCAACAAAGCCGUUCUGGUUUUAAAGGAAGUUGCACGAUUAUGUCCGAGCAAUCCUCUCCCUUGUUUAAUGGCAGCCAAGGUGUGCCUGGAACAUCUCAAUCUUAUUGAUGAUGGGUUCAAUCUGGCCACGGAGGCAGUCCGACGAGCGGUGAAACAGGAUUCUAAUAUCAGUUCCAGAGCGUGCUUGAUAAGAGGAGUUGCAUGUUUUAUCAAGUGGCGCCAGAGUCGGAUUCAACCGCUGAAGCAAAACUGGAUGACGGAAUGUCUAAAAUCGCUGCGUGAGUCGGCCGACCACGAUCCCCAUGAUCACCUGGUUCAUUUUUACUUGGCCCUAACGCACUCCUUCUGCCGGCAAGUGACUCAAGCUCUAACCGAAGUGCGGAUGGCUCUGCGUUUGCGUGGAGAGCACCUCCCGUCUUUGCUUCUCCUUUCGCUUCUGCUUUCCACCUCAGCUGCAUCACCGUCGUCGCAAAUUUCUUCUUCUUCCGCCGCUAAUGGUGAUGACGAGGAGGAAUCGCAUGUGAAUCAGUGCCAAGGAGCGCUCUCGUUGGCGGAAGCUACCCUGGAAGAAUACCCAAACAAUUUCGACUUGCUCUAUAUCAAAACGCUGUUGGAAGAACGUUGUUUCGGUGGCGAAGUUGCGCUCGGCACCGCCAAACACAUGCUGGCUUUGUGGAAGCAACUUUACGAGGAUUCGUCAUCGGGUGGGCCGGUGGCCAGUGAGAGCAAUCCAAACAACGUCAGUCACAGUUACAGCAACUACGAUACUAGAAGCCUCGCAAUGAGUGCUAUUUCGGCCCAACAUAUUUCCAAUGACGCCAAUGAGCGUGAAAGUUCAAUUUACGCCCAGUCAGUAGCUGCGGCCCGUGCCGAACAGGCGUUGUCGGACGUGACGUCAUCUAUGUGUUCCAGUUUGCCUAAGCCGGGUCCGGCUUGGCACGUUCAGCUUAAAAUUUGGCUUUUGACCGGAGAGUUGUACGUCAGGCUAGGAAAAUGUGAAGAGGCACUCGCUUGUGCCCAGGAGGCUGCACUUUUAAGUCCCGCCUCUCACCACGUCAUGUACCUGCGUGGCCUCAUUCAUGAAUCAAAGAACGAGUUCGCAGAAGCCAAUACGUAUUUUAAGAACGCUACGUCAUUGAGCCCAUUUCACAUUCCCAGUCUUCAACAUCUUGGUCUCUGUGUCCACUACCUAGGCAGUCAUCGUUUAGCUGAAAAAACACUCAGGGAAACUGUUCGCCUCGACCCUGUUGCUGAGAACUCUUGGUAUAACUUGGGAAAAGUUUUGGAAGCCAUGGGAGACUACGACUUGGCGGCGCGUAGCUACUCUACGGCAUUGGAAGUCCAAAAAAGUAGUCCUGUUGCCCCUUUUAGUGCUGUUCCAUUGUGUUUUGAAUAAAGUAAAUUCAAUGCUUGUUGACAUUUUCUUCUAAUUGUUACAUUUUUGUUUCUUUCAAUCGUAGAAUACAUUAUUACCUGUUUCAUGUA